AUGACUGUCAAGUCGCAUCCAAAGUCCAAAUUUACUCCAGAAGAAGAUAUUAAGCUUAACCGAAUUGUUCAAUCCAUGAAAACAAUUGAUUGGAACUCUGUCUCCAACAAAAUGGGAAAUAGAAACCCAAGGCAAUGUAAAGAUCGAUGGACAAAAUAUUUGUGUCCGAAUAUCAAUAUGAAGAAGUUUACAUUGCAAGAAGACAUCGAUCUUUUAGAAUUGUAUGAUCAAUUUGGGCCAAAAUGGGUUUUAAUAUCAAAAUGUUUUAACAAUAGAAGUGAUGUUGCUAUCAAAUCGCGUUUCAUGGUCCUGAAGAGAAGAGGAAUGGAUCUGAAAUACUUAAAAGAAAUUAGAAAUAAUAAGAGAAAGCCGUCGGACAUACUUGUUAAAGGACGAAAAACUAAGAUUAUUGAUCCAAGGGCAAUCUUAAAUGAGAGUGUCGAACUUCCUCCUCCAUCGGAUUUUGAAAAUCUUUUUGAUUGUGAUGAUUUGUUUGAUUUUGAAUUCAAUACAUUUGAAUAA
This is a messenger RNA of Trichomonas vaginalis G3, 522 nucleotides long. RefSeq names its product RNA polymerase II transcription regulator recruiting protein. Lineage: Eukaryota; Parabasalia; Trichomonadida; Trichomonadidae. The transcript has a single exon. The record is from RefSeq and is a predicted model, not a curated record. The coding region runs from base 1 to 522 and encodes 173 amino acids.